Chaetomium strumarium is the source of this 921-nucleotide messenger RNA. RefSeq lists its product as uncharacterized. The transcript has 2 exons. Bases 122 to 721 code for a protein of 199 amino acids. Lineage: Eukaryota; Fungi; Ascomycota; Sordariomycetes; Sordariales; Chaetomiaceae. The record is from RefSeq and is a predicted model, not a curated record.
GAUGGACGCAGAAUGCGGGAUAGCUGGGAGAAGGAAGGCCGCCAUUGUCAAAUGUCGAGCCUAGUGGAACCGAAUCACCAAAGGGUCACCCGGUAGACCGUGUGGCUGCGCUGCCUCUCCAAUGAACGUUACGAACUUGAGGGAUCGCAACAAUGGAGGCAGCAAACAAAGCAGCGGGAUCAGGAUCUUUUGCGGCGCGGACAUAGACGAUGGCUUUGCUGCGCCGCUGCCCGUGAAAUCCGGGGUCAAAGGACCGUACUGUCGGAUCCCGCCUGUCGUUUCGUUGUGGCGUCGCUCCGCCAAUGAUGUUUCUCAUGAGCGAGCCCUGGCGGCAGCGCCGGAGAAGCCACUCCCCUCUCCGGGGUUCUGUGUACGUAUGUACACAGUAUGCUUCUCAGUAGGCGCUUCGAACCUCAUUCUAAUAAAAGGAUGCAUGUCGAGAAUGUACUAUUGUAGAGGAUACAUGUGGCUGACGGUACAGCGUUCCCACGGUAAGAUGUCAAGAAAGGACUUCUGCUUACGAUGGAGAUUCCAACAUGAUCUGGCAUGCGAUCGGAGCGGUCCAGCCAACCACCGAACCCCUUCCCUUCGAGCUAAGGCAGGUUUUCCGCGGUUUUGGUCAAGGCCAAGCACGCUACGAAUGCGACCAAACAGGAGCCAUGAAAAAGAUCGUGUAAGGAUCGUGUGCUCCCGGCUACUCGGGGCUGAGAAGACUGAGUGAGGGCAGGCGAGACAUGCCCAGUUAUUAGUCCAGUCUAAGUGGUGUGGGUAUAUUGUAGCCCAAGCUCCACGACUACCAACCGACUUGAAGCAUUGGCUUGUUGAACAUGCUGGGGCGAUGAUGGACAUGGAAGGAGCUGGGAAGGCGUACGAUGCAUCAGGUUAGCCGAGACAAGCCAGUGGUCGACCCUCAGCAUCACG